Aphis gossypii (cotton aphid) is the source of this 1956-nucleotide messenger RNA. RefSeq lists its product as uncharacterized. The record is from RefSeq and is a predicted model, not a curated record. NCBI's taxonomy places the organism in Eukaryota, Metazoa, Arthropoda, Insecta, Hemiptera, Aphididae. The transcript has 5 exons. Gene Ontology annotation, biological process: telomere maintenance; DNA repair. Bases 1 to 1956 code for a protein of 651 amino acids. Gene Ontology annotation, molecular function: DNA helicase activity.
AUGAACUUAUUGACAAAAGGUAAAAUAUUCGGAGAACAUCACAUUACUCCGGAUCAAAUCGUCAAUGUUAUUUGUGCUGAAAUACCCGAUCCCAUACGUGAUCCUCAGCUUCACGAAAUCGUUAAAUGUAAUAUGAUUCAUGGACCCUGUGGCUGUUUUAAUCGAAAUUCACCAUGUAUGAAAGAUAACGCGUGCAGUAAACAUUACUCAAGAAUUUCAUUAAGGAAACUCAAACUGGUGAUGACGGUUAUCGGAAGUACAAGAGACGUUCAACCGAUUGGACGAUAUAUAAGUUCAUCAGAAGCCGUGUGGCGAAUCCUUGAAUUUCCAAUUCACGAGCGUUUCCCUACCGUUGUUCAACUUGCUGUCCAUUUAGAAAAUGGACAAAGGGUUUACUUUAAUGAACAAAACCCACAUGACAGAGUGAAUAGUCCUCCUACAACUACCCUUCUCUCAUUUUUUGAUUUGUGUAAAGUGGAUGACUUUGCAAAAAAUUUGCUUUACCCAGAAGUACCUGCAUAUUACGUUUCGGACAAAAAAAAAUUCCAAAGAAGGAAGAGAGGAGUAAACGUUGUUGGCUGGCCAGAUAUUAAAAGAGAGCACGCUCUGGGUAGAGUUUAUACGGUUCAUCCGAAUAAUACAGAAUGUUAUCAAAUUCGUAUGCUUCUCCGUGAAAUCCGGGGCCCGAUUUCGUUUGAAGCGUUGAAAACUGUAAAUGGUCAAGUACAUCCCACUUUUAAAUCCAUGUGUAAGGCUCUAGGGUUACUUGAAGAUGAUGAACAUUUGUACGCAGCACUAGAAGAGGCAGCACUUUGCCAAUCUCAGCAAGCAUAUGAUACGGGAUCUAUUAACGAUUAUAUUAGUGUUCUGCCAAAACGACAGGAUUCUGUGGAUGCAGAACACUUAGCGGACGUAGUGUUGAACAAAUGCUUAUCGCCAAGCAACUCUGAACAAUUUGAUAAUAGAGAGUAUCUCAAGGAAACAAGUUAUGACUUAGUAGCCUUAGAAGACGUCGUAAGAAACAAUGAAGAAUCUCUGAAUGACGAACAAAAGUUUGCUUACAAUCAAAUUAUUACAAGUGUUAAUAAUAAUGAGGGUCGAAUAUACUUUUUAGAUGCUCCAGGUGGAACUGGAAAAACUUUCUUAAUCAAUUUGAUUUUAGCGAAAGUUAGAAGUACUCGCGACAUUGCUUUAACUGUAGUAUCUUUUGGAAUCGCAGCUACACUGCUCGAGGGUGGUCGAACGGCCCAUGCUACCUUCAAAUUACCACUUAAUCUAACAACUUUGGUCACUCCCUUUUGUAAUAUAUCAAAACAAAGUAAUUUUGCGGAAGUUUUAAAAGAUACAAAAUUAAUAGUGUGGGACGAAAUUACAAUGGCGCAUAAGGGUGGUGUUGAGGCUUUAAAUAGAUCUUUAAAGGAUAUAAGGAGAAAUAAAAGGUUAAUGGGUAGUGUAACGGUUUUACUGGCUGAAGACUUUAGGCAGACUCUACCAGUAGUGCCAAAAGGGACCAGAACUAAUGAAGUCGAGUCAUGUCUUAAAAGAUCUACUUUAUGGCCUAAGAUUAAUGUACUCAAACUGUCAAAAAAUAUGAGGGUACACUUGGGAGAGGAAAAGUUUGCUGGUGGAUUUGCAGAUCUUUUACUUGAAAUUGGAAAUGGUGAUUAUCCAUCGUUUGAUGAAAUGAUAACUAUCCCAGAAAAUUUGUGCACAGUUGUAACUACGGUUCAGGAUUUAAUACCAAAAAUGUAUCCAGAUAUUGCUCAUAUUCAUGAUAAGCCUAUGGAAUGGUUGUGUGGACGUGCUAUACUCACUCCAAAAAAUGACCAAGCGGCGGCUAUCAAUGAUACACUGCUGAUGUCUUUUGAAAGGGAAGAAAAAGUAUAUACUUCGAUAGAUACGGCGGUCAACAUGGACGAUGCAACUAAUUAUCCGGUUGAAUUUUUAAUUCAUUAA